This is a messenger RNA of Symbiodinium sp. CCMP2592, 2061 nucleotides long. NCBI's taxonomy places the organism in Eukaryota, Dinophyceae, Suessiales, Symbiodiniaceae. The record is from the annotation of a GenBank genome assembly.
AUGGACGACGACUUGAACAAGCCCAACCCUCGGCGGGUGCAGCCGCCACAACGACUUCCUGGAUCACAGGCACCUUCCUCGCCGUCAGAGGCUCGCAGCCCCUGGCAACAGUGGGCUGGUCUUCUUCAAGGAAUGGACGUCACCUUCGAAGGGAAGAAGCAGCAGUUUGGUCCAGAUGGUGAGCCUUUGGAGCACACUUUCGGGACUGGAGCUGCUGGAGCUUUGGAGCACACCUUCGGGACCCAUAAACAGAAGAAGCCGGAACUUCAGAUGCAAGGAUGGUUCCGUGCUGAGAGUGGGAGGAUGGACCUCGAGCCCCUGGCACGGCGAAGUUUGCAGGCCAUUUGCGACACAGUUGAGGACAUGAAGCAACGCGGUAGAUGUCUGACAGGCAAGUUCACCAACGACCCCGAGAUUCUACCUGACGUUCGUUUCUUCGGUGUGCUGCCCUUCGCUCCGGAGAAGUCCCAACUCCUCGUGCCCGACGCUCGAGAGAUCAUUCAGGAGGAGCCCAUCUUCGGGGAAGAGGACGAAGACGAGUAUGAGCCAGUGGAAGCACAACCAGACAAGACCGAUCGAUGGAAACGGCUUUCAGAGUUCGAGCCUUUGGCUUCUGGCACUGCCAUGCUCUUCGACGAGAGCCGUGUGAACGCCACGGCGCAUUUCGGCCGAGUCUACCCGGGACAUCUUGACAACAUGUACCUGGUGGAAGCUUUGAAUGCGAUUUCACUUCGCCCGGCACUGGCGCGCUCCCUCUUCCUCUGCUACGACACGAAGCGGGCAGUGUACAUCCUCCGCAUCUUCAAGAACGGAAUAUGGCUGAAGGUGGAGGUGGACGAUUACGCACCCUUGGCUCCAAACGGCUUCGAGCCGUUGUGCUGCCGUUCCGAGCACUUCCCCUACAUCCUGUGGCCAUCCCUGGUCGAGAAAGCCUACGCCAAGGUCCACACCCUGCGGGACGGGCAAAAUCCGGACGACAACAGUGGCGGCUGGAUGGCCAUCGGCGGCGGCGGCCAGGUGGAGGAUGCGCUUGCAGAUCUCACGGGCGGUGUGAGCGGCCGCUUCUACACCCAGGAUGUGUCCCCGGAUCGCCUUUUCCUUUACCUCUACAACCUGCAGCGCGACACGCUCUUCUUGUGCCAUGUCAACGAAAGCAAGUGCGCCAGGAAGGGCAUCCCAUUGAAUCCGUGCGCGGCACAUGUAAUCAAUCGCGCCGCCACCCACGACGGCCGCUGCUAUGUGCAGGUCUUCAGCGCAGACCCUAAGGGUCCUCGCGAUGGUGGGCUUUCCGAGCUUACUGUGCCCAGCGAGCUGCUGCGUGACUACCCCGAGAAGAGCUACGAGGGCUUCUUUUGGCUGGCCAUUGAAGACUUCCACGCCUACUUCAGCACAAUCAUCGAAUGCCGUCUGACCAGCAGCCCUGAUGUUGGCAUCGUCGGGAUGCCACCGCCUCGGCUGGCAGGCGAGCCGACAGGCCGAGAGCCGCUGUACUUCGAGACGGUUUUCGCGAACCCGGGGCAGAUCGCCGGGAUCAACUCGCCAGAAAUCAGUGUGCAAACGCCAUCCGCACCUUGCGAGAUCAUCAUCUCGGCGCAGCAGACGGACUCCCGCAUCACACAGGUGGGUGAUCACCGGAAGCCAUACGUUCCGCUGCUGAUCAAAGUCUAUGAGAACUUGGGAGCCGGGAACGUCUACAGCGCACACGUGGUCUGCAGAUCAAACUGGAUUCCGACGCGCGACGCCAUGGUGGCGUUUCAGACGGCUGGAGGAGGAUCCUUCAAAGUGGUUUUGGAGAUGCCAGAGGGUGCCAUGUGCGAUCGCUUGAUCCUGCGGUGCUACUCUUCACUCCCAUACACAGAGUUCUUCGUCAACCCGUCGAUGGCCAAGCACCUGCUGGCACUCCCCCAGGGCCCACCCAUUGCCUCGCGCUUUACCUUGGUCGGCACCGUGGACCCCGGCAGGAUCGCCCGCACCGACAUCCCCGAGCCAAUGAGCGACAACUUGGACGAUGUGAGGCGGCGCCAUGCCUCCAGCAGUGGAGCAGGAUGCGUCGCCAUGUGA